This is a messenger RNA of Medioppia subpectinata, 3360 nucleotides long. NCBI's taxonomy places the organism in Eukaryota, Metazoa, Arthropoda, Arachnida, Sarcoptiformes, Oppiidae. The record is from the annotation of a GenBank genome assembly.
AUGAUUUAUACAAGCAUUGAGAAUAUGGUGGACACAACUGUUACCACAUUAGGCUAUUAUAAAGCCCGGGGUUUGGCUCAACCCAUAAAAAUAUUGUUAAAGUAUGCGGGCGUGGAGUUUACGGACAAAUACUACGGCAAUCUUAACGCUAAGAAUGUAGACGAGAUUAAGGCCGAGUGGUUUAACGCAAAGUUCACCCUGGGCCUCGACUUUCCAAAUGUACCAUAUUACAUUGAUGGGGCAGUCAAAUUGUCCCAGAGUACAGCCAUUAUGCGACACUUGGCCCGAAAGCACGGACUGGUGGCCACCGACGAGACCGGACUCAUACGCCAGGAUCUGGUGGAGCAACUGGUGGUCGACAUUAGAAACGGUUGGACGCGUUGUCCCGGUUUUUGGGUACCCGUCAGUGGUUUACCGUUGCAGCGGUUCCGUCUCUUCAGUCCCGAUACCGUCGAUAAGUACCAGAAUUUAAUUAAAUUCUUAUCCUGUUUUGAGAGUUUACCGGCGAUUAAGGCAUACAUGAAAUCACCUGAGUUUAUAAUUGGCUAUUAUAAGACCCGGGGUAGGGGUCAGUCCAUACGGCUUAUGCUCAAGUAUGUGGGCGUAAAAUUCACAAAUAAAUACUACGACAACUGUUACGGAGGCACUGCUGAAGAAAUGCUUAAAGGUGAUUGGUACAAAGUAAGAUUCACCAUGGGCCUAGACUUUCCCAACGUACCGUAUUACAUGGAUGGUGCUGUGAAACUGACCCAUAGUAUAGCCAUUAUGCGACACUUGGCCCGAAAGCACGGACUGGUGGCCACCGACGAGACCGGACUCACACGACAGGAUGUGUUGGAGCAACAGGUGAUGGACAUUAGGGCACCGUUUGGUAACUUAUUGUGCAGUAAAGACUUUAAGACCGAAAAAGUCAAAUACUUGGCCGAAACACUACCCCAACAGUUGGACAGUUUGUCCCGGUUUUUGGGUACCCGUCAGUGGUUUACCGGUAAUCACAUUAAUUAUGUAGACUUCUUGGCGUAUGAACUGAUGGAUCGUUUCCGUGUCUUCAGUCCCGAAACUGUCGAUAAGUACCAGAAUUUGGUUCAAUUGUUGACCCGUUUUGAGAUUGGCCAUUCACUGGACCAACGUCUCAGUGGGGGCUACUUUAAGGUCCGGGGUUUGGCUCAACCCAUACGACUGUUGCUGAAGUAUGCGGGCGUGAAAUUCACCGACAAAUACUAUAGCAUGGGAUCCACUUCUGAAGAGGCGAUUAAGGAGGACUGGGCUAAUAAGAAAUUCACCCUGGGCCUUGACUUUCCAAAUAGACCGUAUUAUAUCGAUGGAUCGGUCAAACUCACUCAGAGCACAGCCAUUAUGCGACACUUGGCCCGAAAGCACGGACUGGUGGCCACCGACGAGACCGGACUCACACGACAGGACGUGUUUGAGCAACAGUUGGCUGACAUCAAGAGUGGUUACAUUAAAGUAGUGCACAGUAAAGACGUUGAGACAGAAAAAGCAAAAUAUGUGGCCGAAGUACUGCCCCAACAGUUGGACAGUUUGUCCCGGUUUUUGGGUACCCGUCUGUGGUUUACCGGUAAUCACAUUAAUUAUGUAGACUUCUUGGCGUAUGAAAUACUCUUUCGUUUCCGUCAACUGAGCGCCGAAAAUGUUGAUAAACACCAGAAUUUGGUUCAAUUGUAUAACCGUUUUGAGAGUUUACCGGCGAUUAAGGCAUAUAUAAAUUCACCCGAGAAUGGGACGGGACAGGAAUUUACAGGAUUCACGUCUUGUUUUUGGGAGACUACCCUGGGCCUGGACUUUCCCAAUAGACCAUAUUACAUUGAUGAUACGGUCAAACUAUCCCAGAGCACAGCCAUUAUGCGACACUUGGCUCGAAAGCACGGACUGGUGGCCACCGACGAGACCGGACUCGUACGCCAGGAUGUGUUGGAGCAACAGUUGGUGGAUAUCAAGAGUGGUUACUUUAGAGCAUUGAAAAGCAAAGACGACGAAACUGAAAGAGUCGGUAAUUAUCUGCCCCAACAUUUGGACAGUUUGUCCCGGUUUUUGGGUACCCGUCAGUGGUUUACCGGUAAUCACAUUAAUUAUGUAGACUUCUUGGCUUUCGAAAUACUCUUUCGUUUCCGACAAUUGAACGCUGAAAAUGUCGAUAAGUACCAGAAUUUGGUUCAAUUUGUGAUCCGUUUUGAGAGCUAUUUUAAUACCCGGGCUUUGGGUCAACCCAUACGACUGCUGUUGAAGUAUAAGGGCGUGAAUUUCAACGACAAAUACUACGGCAAUCCGGACGCAGACUGUAUGGAGACGUUUAAAGGUAAUUGGUUUGAUGUGAAAUUCACCCUGGGCUUUGACUUUUCCAACGUGCCAUAUUACAUCGAUGGUUCCAUGAAACUAACCCAGAGUAAUGCUAUUUUGCGAUACUUGGCCCGAAAGCACGGACUGGUGGCCACCGACGAGACCGGACUCGUACGCCAGGAUGUGGUGGAGCAACAGUUGGUGGACAUUAGGAACGGGUUUUUUGGCGUAGUAGUAGCGCCUGACUUUGAAACUAAAAAAGUCAUAUAUAUUGCCGAAACACUGACCCAACAGUUGGACGCGUUGUCCCGGUUUUUGGGUACCCGUCAGUGGUUUACCGGUAAUCACAUUAAUUAUGUAGACUUCUUGGCGUACGAACUGCUCGAUUGGUUCCGUCUCUUCAGUCCUGAGACCGUCGAUAAGUACCAGAAUUUGGUUCAAUUGUUGACCCGUUUUGAGAGUUUACCGGCGAUUAAGGCAUACAUAAAAUCACCGGAGUUUAUAAGUUGGCCAUUGUUUGCGCCGAUCGCUAACUGGGGUUUCAAAAACAUAAAGAUCCGGGGUUACGCCCAACCCAUACGACUAGUGCUGAAGUAUGCGGGCGUAAAAUUCACCGACAAAUAUCAUGAAAAUGCGGACACAACUAAACUGGACGAAUAUAUGGUCCCGUGGUUUCAGGUGAAAUUCACCCUGGGCCUCGACUUUCCCAACGUUCCCUACUAUAUGGAUGGCGAUGUGAAAAUAACCCAAAGCAAUGCCAUUAUGCGACACUUGGCCCGAAAGCACGGACUGGUGGCCACCGACGAGACCGGACUCACACGACAGGAUGUGUUGGAGCAACAGUUUAUGGAUAUUAGCAAUGGGUUUACCUAUGGCUUAAUGAUGAGCAAAGGGUACGACACAGAGAAAGUCAAAUACUUGGCCGAAACACUGCCCCAACAGUUGGACGCUUUGUCCCGGUUUUUGGGUACCCGUCAGUGGUUUACCGGUAAUCACAUUAAUUAUGUAGACUUCUUGGCGUACGAACUGCUCGAUUGGUUGCGACUCUUCAGCCCCGAGACC